UACUUAUAUGCUUAAGUUUUAACGAAAAAGAAAAGCAAAUCUUGAAAAACAAAGAGGCGAUCAUUUUUGCAGUGUCUCUUACAAACCAAUCCCUUCUUCUCGACGCUCACUGUUGCAGAGGUUUAGGAAGAAAGGAAUGAUUCGAUCGUGACUUUGAAUUGGGAUUUUGUGUGUUUUGUGGUGUAAAAUGUGGGUGCCUACAUUGAGCUCAAGCUCAUCUUCAAGUGAUGAGAGGGAAGAGAGCAGUGGAGAAGCCGGGCUUACGCCGGUUUAUCUCAAUGUCUAUGAUCUAACGCCUGUCAACAAUUACCUUUAUUGGUUUGGGAUUGGCAUUUUCCAUUCUGGAAUCGAGGCUCAUAAUUUGGAAUAUUGCUAUGGAGCUCACGAGUAUCCAACAAGUGGGGUAUAUGAGGUGGAACCUAGGAGCUGUCCAGGUUUCAUCUUUAGACGGUCGGUUUUAUUGGGAACUACCAGCAUGUCUCGUUCAGAUUUCCGCUCAUACAUGGAGAAGCUUUCAAGAAAAUACCAUGGUGACACUUACCAUUUGAUUGCUAAGAACUGUAACCAUUUUACUGAAGAAGUAUGCUUGCAGCUUACAGGAAAGCCUAUUCCAGGAUGGAUUAAUCGGCUAGCCCGUGUAGGUUCGUUCUGUAAUUGUCUUCUGCCAGAAAGCAUUCAGCUUACAGCUGUUAGUGUUCUUCCCGAACGCCUUGAAUUCUCCGAUGAGGAGGAAUCAAACUCAGAGGCAUCUUCUGUGUCGGAUGAAGAAGGAUCAGAGCAGCAUCUCAUAAAUGCAGCAGACAGAGAGAUUGUGUAUCUACAAAACAAACCAGUGCGACUUACCAGAGAGGAGAUCCCCUGAGAAAUCUCCCCUGAGAAACCAACCAGCCACGACUUCAUCAGAACUUGCAGAGUGUAACACAGUGUGGGUGCCCAUGGAAGCUGAAAGGGAGUAAGUGAUAUCUCCUUUUGUCACCUUAAUGCUGCGUUUCUUAUGUCGGAAAUUCGAUUUGGUAUUCUUCUCAUCAUUUUAGGAAUGUAAAAACGGAUUCCGGAUUUAUUUUAAUCAGACCAUCCUUUGGCAGUAAAAAUCUGAAGAUUUCUCCAUAU
Molecule: messenger RNA, 1110 nt
Organism: Arabidopsis lyrata subsp. lyrata
Lineage: Eukaryota; Viridiplantae; Streptophyta; Magnoliopsida; Brassicales; Brassicaceae
Product: deSI-like protein At4g17486
Exons: 5
Coding region: 188-862 (224 amino acids)
Biological process (GO): protein deubiquitination
Molecular function (GO): deubiquitinase activity
Source: RefSeq, a predicted model, not a curated record